AUGGUCACAGAACCCUACCACUGCUACUACGACUGGCUACAACUACCGUCAUCUCCACUCCACUCGACUCCUCUAGCCUUCAUCAAGAUCCCCAUAUUCAACCCCACCACCAACCUCACCAAGUCCCAAUCCCCGCCCUCACCAACACAAUCCAUAACCACGACCCCAGUCCCCCCGUCCCCACCCUUCACUCUCCUCACACCCUCCCCCGCCUCCCCCGUACUCACCCCUCCCCUCUCCAAAUGA
Messenger RNA from Plenodomus lingam JN3, 246 nucleotides. Lineage: Eukaryota; Fungi; Ascomycota; Dothideomycetes; Pleosporales; Leptosphaeriaceae. The record is from RefSeq and is a predicted model, not a curated record.